Glycine soja is the source of this 447-nucleotide messenger RNA. RefSeq names its product glycine dehydrogenase (decarboxylating), mitochondrial-like. Gene Ontology annotation, cellular component: glycine cleavage complex; mitochondrion; apoplast. Gene Ontology annotation, molecular function: glycine dehydrogenase (decarboxylating) activity; glycine binding; pyridoxal phosphate binding. NCBI's taxonomy places the organism in Eukaryota, Viridiplantae, Streptophyta, Magnoliopsida, Fabales, Fabaceae. Bases 1 to 447 code for a protein of 148 amino acids. The transcript is spliced from 5 exons. Gene Ontology annotation, biological process: glycine decarboxylation via glycine cleavage system. The record is from RefSeq and is a predicted model, not a curated record.
AUGGAGGCCAAGUACCAACAAGUUGUUGGUCAGAGUGAUACUGGACUCAAUCCCCUUAAGAAAGGUUGGAUCGGGGCAGAUGUUUGCCAUCUCAAUCUCCAAAAGACAUUUUGCAUCCCUCAUGGAGGAAGUGGCCCUGACAUGGGUCCUAUUGGUGCAAAAAAGCACAUGGCACCAUUUUUACCUUCACACUCUGUGGCUGGGUUAGACAGGUUCUGGGAUGCUCUUAUUUCCAUCAGAGCAGAUAUUCCUGAGAUUGAAAAAGGAAAGGCUGACAUUAACAACCUUACUCUAGGGAAUAUGCAGCCUUCCCAGCUUCAUGUCUGUGUUUCAAAGUUCUGGCCUAGCACAGGACCUGUUGAUAAUGUGUACGGUGACAGUAACCUCAUUUGCGCCCUUGUCCCAGAAUCGCAGGCUGUUGAAGAACAAGCUGCUGUCACAGCAUAG